Molecule: messenger RNA, 5024 nt
Organism: Hermetia illucens (black soldier fly)
Lineage: Eukaryota; Metazoa; Arthropoda; Insecta; Diptera; Stratiomyidae
Gene: tn
Product: RING finger protein nhl-1
Exons: 14
Coding region: 477-4274 (1265 amino acids)
Biological process (GO): proteasome-mediated ubiquitin-dependent protein catabolic process; negative regulation of translation; protein polyubiquitination
Molecular function (GO): protein binding; metal ion binding; translation repressor activity
Source: RefSeq, a predicted model, not a curated record
AAGUAGUGCUAGUUAGGCCUUCGGGCCAUGAAUAUCGUUUCUAGAUUCGUGCGUAACUUAUCCAAAUCGUAUUUAGCCAGUAAGAUAAAAUCUAUUCAGUUUCGGCAGCCGCGGCACCAAAGUGGGGGAUGAUUGAAAUUCCAUUAAAAAAUUUGUGAUUUGAUAGCGGAUGUUUCGAAAAUUCACGCCCUAGAGUGGUUUUUAGUUAAUUUGUCCAAAGUAAAUAUUUGGUGUCAGUAAAGUGAGGAUUUGUUUUCCGAAGAGCUUGCGGCUCCAUUUUCGUGGGGUGUGCGUGAGUUAUUUUAAUGCGAAAGCAUAAAUUUCAUCCAUCGUUCGCGGACCGUGAAGAGAAACUAUCUCUGAGGCGAGGAAGAUAACCACAAUUUAUUAAAGCCCCGCAAAGGGUGCCUCGGAACCAGAUUAGCACUUUAGAAAGAUUAUGCAGAGCUGAAUUUCUCAAAAUACGACAUGAAAAUAUGGAGCAGUUUGAACAACUACUAACGUGCUGCGUAUGCCUGGAUCGGUAUCGCAAUCCCAAAUUGCUGCCGUGCCAGCACUCAUUCUGCAUGGAACCUUGCAUGGAAGGCCUGGUGGACUACGUUCGGAGACAGGUUAAGUGCCCGGAAUGCCGUGCCGAACACAGAAUCCCGUACCAAGGCGUCCAAGCCUUUCCAACGAAUGUAACCCUGCAACGUUUUCUAGAACUGCACAUCGAAAUCACUGGAGAGUUGCCAGACCCAACUUCAGGUCAGGUUAUGGAACGUUGCAAUGUUUGCUCCGAGAAAGCUUACCUCUCUAGUUGCGCUCAUUGUGACAAAAAAACCUGUGAAGACUGUAAGAGUGCUCAUAUGGAUAUUUUGCGCCGCGAAAUCGUUCGAAUUAACAGUCAGGUUCGGCGGGGAAUACAUAGGCUUCAGGAUGUUUUGGCUAUAAUUGAGAAAAAUAUGCUUAGCUUACAAACUAAUACCCUUAGCGUUUCAGAAGAAAUCGAAGAAAUCUACCGUAGACUCACAAAGGCGAUCAAAGAUCGAACUGAAGGCUUGCGCGGAGAAAUCGAUCGAUACUUGACUACAGAAAUGAGGAAUCUUACAUCGCUCAAGGAUAAUUUGGAACUCGAAAUUACAAAUAUCCAAAGCAACUGUGAUGUUUGUGAUAAGUAUAUGAACGAAAACGUAGAGUGGGAUGAUUGUGAACUUAUGGAUACUAAAGAAAUAUUUUUGAAAACAGUAGAGUUUCUCAGAAAUUUCGAAUAUGAAAACGCGGAUUAUAGUCGACGCGUUCGAUUCCUAAUGUCAAUUGAUCCAAAUCAGUUGGUGAUAAACUUAGCAACGUUUGGCGACUUGAAUAUCACACCACAUGCCCCGGGUCACAGUCAGAGUGGGGCACAUUUGGCGAUCCCGAAUGCCCAUCAACCAGGGCUUAUGCGAUCCAAGAGUGACCAUCGUCUAGCUACACAAUUCCGUCAAGAUGAACGAGGCUAUGACGAUGAACCAGUCCUGGGAGGCAGAAAGUUUGGAGAGCGUCAUCGCGCUGGUGGUGGAGGCGACCGCUAUGGUGACUCCGGAUCACGAUAUGGUCGAGGAGGCGACUACGAUUAUGAUUAUGAUAAUGAAUCCUCAUCGAGAGCCCCAAAAUCUCGAUUCAGAUCGAGAUUCGUAAGAAGUCAUCAAAAUGAAAAUGAUUCCGACAGUGAGGUCAACAGGAAUGUGCGGUUCAAUGAAAAAGAUACCAAAGAGCGGGACCGUGUCCUGGAUACAGAGGAUGUAUCACGCGGGCAGCUUAGUGGCAUAAUUAGACUUUCAGAUAGUCCAAGAGUCUUGAAACGCCUUCAGGAACAGGGCAAAGAUAAGAAAGAGAAGAAAGAACCCGCACCUCCACCAGUACAACAAGCCAAACCCGCCGUUCGUACGCGUCCAGCUCCGCCAGCUGCCGCACGACAAGUUUCAGAGGACGAUGAAAUAUCAAGACUUAAACGUCAAAACAAGGGAUCGACAUCAACCACCCCUGCUCAUACGGAACCAGAACGUCCUGCGGCCGACAGGGUUGCAGCCCUGAAGCGCACCUCAGCAAGCGCCACAGCUACGAGCGAAGAAAGUGAUAGCGGACCUGGUUCACCUGUGCGCCGCACACCUCCCCAACCUGAGGCUGACACCGAAUCUGAAGAAGAAUCUGAUGGUUCAAUUCCAUCUCACCAACAGUCUGUAACCAAAUCUACGCCGGCAGGAGUAGCCAACAGCCCAAAGAAGACCACCCGUUCCCAAAGCAGUGAGUCAACGGCGUCGACAGAAAGUUCUAGUUCUUCUGCAGCUGUAGCUUCAUCUACACCCGCGAGAUCAUCCAUUGCAAACGAUACAAAACCAGCUGUUCGCACACGUACAUCUGUGGAUAGCACACCAUCGACACCACCUGCGACGGAAAAGAAACCUUUCCAGAGCCGAUUCUUACCCCAGCACCAACAGACCACUGAGAAGAAGGAAGAAUCAGAAUCGAGCACUGAAGAAGAAACUUCUUCAGAAGAAUCAGAGGAAGAGGAAGAAGAACCAAAGAAAACCCCAGUCAAGGCACCUACUCGUGAUAACAUAGGUGCGUCAACAUCUCAAAGAACACGUGACGCUAUUGAGAAUCGUCGAAAUUCUCGUGAAGAAGCAAGUCUACGGUCUGCGUAUGCCCCUUCCAAUUAUAGAACAGCGACCGAACGUGACAGUAGCCCUAAGUAUACCGCCUCGAGUACGCGAACACGCCCUGGAGCUUCGUCCUAUACAGAACCUGAUGAUCACCGUUAUGGCGGAUCAUCUGGAAGCAGCUAUACAAGUCGCUUUUUAAAUAAGAGCAAAAGCACUGCGGUUGUACCGCCCGAGGACGAUAACGCUACAGGAGACGAUUCGGACAGUAGGUAUGGCACUGGACGGUCUAGGUAUUUGGCCAUGAAGGAGAGACGCAAUCGCUUGGCCAGAAGCCGGUCCACUCAUACGUUCGGAAAUGAUGACGACGAUCUUGACGAUCCCGUUUCACCAACCACCGCAUCGCCGUCUGCUUAUCUUGCUUCAAGAUACGGAACAUCAUCUAUGGCAUCGGGACCUUCUGAUUUAUCCAGAAGUAGAUCGUCGCAUGCCCUUAAAUCUCGCGAAAGUUCUCCAGACAGGAAUGCAGGCGCAGGAGCCAAAGAUGGAGAGGCGCUCAGUUCAUGGGCGCGUUACCUCAAAAACAAAUAUGGCAAUCGCAGUGCAAAGGACGCACGCGAGGGACCCUCGACACCUUCGAGUAGUUCUUCGACAGCAAGACGCUUGAGCCUAGGCCUUCCGCUUAGACAAGCCAAUGAAUUAGGAUCCUCCGAUGAUGAUUCAAAAAACGGGCUAGGCUCCCCUACCUCCCCUACGGCAGCAGUCGGUAUAACCGCAGCAGGUAUCUCCCCUAGGACACAAUACCUGCGUAAACGACAGCAGCUGUUUCAAGUGGGUGGCCGGGGGAGCGAGCCCGGAUCGUUCACAUGGCCUCGCGGCAUUGCCGUUGGACCUGAGAACACCAUCGUUGUAGCAGACUCUUCCAAUCACCGCGUACAAGUAUUUGAUGCCAACGGAACAUUUGUGAAGGAGUUCGGCGAGUAUGGCAAUGGCGAAGGAGAAUUUGACUGCUUAGCCGGUGUGGCAGUCAACCGAAUCGGUCAAUAUAUUAUAGCGGAUAGAUACAAUCAUCGAAUUCAAGUGCUGGAUCCCCAAGGACGGUUUCUACGGGCUUUUGGCUCUCAAGGCACCGCCGACGGGAAAUUCAAUUACCCGUGGGGUGUAACCACAGAUGCAUUAGGCUUUAUCUACGUUUGCGAUAAAGAAAAUCACAGAGUUCAGGUUUUCCAAUCAGAUGGGACUUUUGUUGGCAAGUUCGGUACAUGCGGACGGGGUGAAGGACAACUCGAACAUCCCCAUUAUAUUGCCGUUUCGAAUACCAAUCGGGUCAUCGUUUCAGACUCAAAUAACCAUAGAAUUCAGAUAUUUGAUGUAAAUGGUAAAGUUCUAUCGACCUUCGGUACGGAAGGCUCUGAGGAAGGACAAUUCAAAUUCCCAAGAGGUGUUGCUGUCGAUGACCAAGGAUACAUUUGCGUCGCUGAUUCAGGCAACAACCGAAUUCAAAUUUUCCAUCCCGACGGCAGUUUCUUGCGAGCAUUCGGCUCUUGGGGUUCCGGCGAAGGCGAAUUCAAAGGGCUGGAAGGAGUCGCUAUCAUGUCAAAUGGAAACAUUUUGGUUUGUGACCGCGAAAACCACCGCGUGCAAGUAUUCUGAAAGCCCAGCAGCUUUUCCUUUGCUGUGUAGUAGAGAAUCCUGCAUAGCCUCGUUUUUACUGUCUACUAUAAAAUGAAGGACACGAACCGUUCGACGCUGAAUAAGUUUACUGUUUGAUGACGCUGUUAGGAUGCUUCCCUUGACUUGUGCACAUUAUUUCUAGAAUUUGAAUCGAACGUUAUAUCCUUGCGAACACGAAAUUAUGACCAUGAAACGAACCCAAUUGGAAAUCGAAACUCAACGCCCGAAAGUGGAAGUUGGCAGAACACUUGCUCCACUUUCGGAUCUAUCGACACUAAAAUGCGUAACCAAACAAAAAAUUUUUAGCAAUAAUUCAUGCGGCAAACAUGCGAAUGUUUCUCCUAAAUCUACAUAUAUACGAUUACAUGGCGCUCCUUUCGUUCAUUUACUUUUUGGACUCAUUGCCUUGACUUGAAGCUGUUCUUUAUACGGGGAAAGGCGAGAGAUAAUUGGCGCUAAUUAAAGGAAAAUAGAAACUGCCUGUUUGGAAUUUUACAGGAGUCGAAAAUGCAUUAUUGCAAUCUUGCGUAAUGUGGCUUCAGAUGCUUCCUACAUUUUUUAUCGGAUCCAUUUUUCAUUGUUGUUUCAGUCUUGACACAUUUGUUAAUUAGUUUUUGUUUGUUAAGUCAAUCCAUAUAGAAUACUUCUGUCGAGUUUUAAAUGUUUUCCACUUUGUUAUGUGAAAUUUACGACGGUUUUUAUUGUCUAAAUAAAUGAUUUGUUAUAUUU